Aricia agestis (brown argus) is the source of this 1570-nucleotide messenger RNA. It is a transcript of the gene Rad17, whose product is annotated as cell cycle checkpoint protein RAD17. The transcript has 10 exons. Gene Ontology annotation, biological process: DNA repair; mitotic DNA replication checkpoint signaling; DNA damage checkpoint signaling. Bases 42 to 1553 code for a protein of 503 amino acids. NCBI's taxonomy places the organism in Eukaryota, Metazoa, Arthropoda, Insecta, Lepidoptera, Lycaenidae. The record is from RefSeq and is a predicted model, not a curated record. Gene Ontology annotation, molecular function: chromatin binding.
UAGUCGGGCGCAUGCGUGUGUGAGAUAUUAUCCGUUCUUGAAUGGCGAUUAUUUCAUUAAGAGAAAAAUGCAGAAAAAACGCCAAUGGUUCAACCCGUUAUUUGAAUUCGAUGAUAAUGAACCAACAAAGAAAACUAAUAAACCGGCCAAUAAACCCCAUAAUCCUGAAUCCCAUCCCAUGCAGCAAAGAAUCCAAAAUUAUAAUAAACAUAAGUGACAAAAACUGGAUGAAAAAUUUUGACCCAAUUAAAGUUGAAGACUUGGCUGUUCAUAAUAAAAAAGUUCAGGAAGUAGAGGAAUGGUUGAAAUCGAAUUAUCAGGGUAGCAAUAGCAGUAUGCUGCUUUUGUCUGGGCCUGUAGGUGCUGGUAAAACAGCUACAAUACAUACAUUGGCUACAAAAUAUAACAUUAAAGUCACAGAAUGGGUAACUCCACUUGACAUCGAAUAUCCAUCGGACUAUGGUGAUUAUGAAUUCAAAGAAUCCCAAAGUAAGAAGUUUGUAGAGUUUAUUAUUAAGUCUGCAAACUUCACAUCUCUUUUGGACAAUAACAGCUGCAAACUGGUGCUAGUUGAAGAUUUUCCAAAUGUUUUUAUGAGAACACCGACAGAAUUUACAGAAGUUUUGCUGCAAUACAGGCAAAGAGCUCUAUCACCAAUAAUAUUUAUUUGUUCAGAAACACACACAGAAAAUAAAAAUACUGCCAUAAGUUUGUUUACACCAACUUUAAAAGAGCAGUUUAAUAUACAUCACAUAUCGUUUAACAGUGUAUCUGCCACUGGUUUAAAAUCUGCUUUAAAAAGGGCAGCAGAGGUGAUAAGUAAAAAAUAUUCUUCUUCAUACAAUACUCCUACAACUGAGCUAAUAGAUUCAGUUGUCAACUCCUCAGGGGGUGACAUACGUUCAGCCAUUUUAAAUUUACAUUUUGCUUGCUUGAAGGGCUCAAGUUGCAGUUUAGAGACCAGUUUUGUAGAGAAAGAAACAAAAACUAAAAGCACCAAAAGAAAGAAGAAUGUGUCAAGUAAAUUUAUGUCUUUGGGAAAGGAUCAGACUGUUAGUAUUUUACAUGGUGUAGGAAGAGUGUUGAAUCCAAAAGUUACUACAUCAGAUAAUGGCAUACAGGUGUUAUCACACAGUCCAAGGGAUGUAAUCGAGCAGUUCUUAACAAACCCAAUAUCAUUUGUGAAUUUCCUUGAAGAGAACUAUUUGCCGCACUUCUCAUGCAUGUAUGACGCUGAUAAGGCCGCAUCCGCACUCAGUGACGCAGACUACUUGUUAGCUGAAUGGAGAGAGAAACUGUGUCAGGAAUUCGGCUUAUAUGUCGCUGUUGCUGGUUUAAUGUUAGCAAAUAAGUCACCGGUGUCAGCUUGGAAUCCUGUCAGAGGACCAAAAAACAUGAAAAUACAAUUUCCGUCACAACAUGAACUUAAAGUUUUGGACCCAAACCAACUGUACAAAGGAAAAAUACUAGCAUCAGAUUUUGUUACAUAUUGUAAAAUAAUAGGAAAUAAAGCGAAUGAGACAAAUGGUGAAGAAUUUAAUAUAAUAGAGUAGUUUUUAAUAAUUGUAAA